UCUGUUGUCUGUCAUCGGCAUUGCCAGAGCAGCACCAUUUUUCUUUUUAGAGUUCGAGAAGUUCUUAGGAUUCAAAAUGUAUUGGAAUAAUCACAAAUUAAGUCACUAUAAAAUAUUACCAACUUUUAUAAUAUUGUUGUGCCACAGUUUUUACAACCCCACCGAUAGCGGUGCUGUGCAAAUUACUCAAAGCAAUUUAGAUAUGGUGUUAGCUUCCAAUGAGGUUGUGUUCAUAAACUUUUAUGCGGAUUGGUGUAGAUUUAGUAACAUGCUGAUGCCGGUAUUUGAUGAUGCUGCGGAUGAAGUAUCUAAAGCUGGCUAUGACACCGGGAAGGUGGUCAUGGGCAAGGUGGACUGUGAUAAAGAGGCGGCCAUUGCAACUAGGUUUCACAUUACAAAGUACCCCACUUUGAAGCUCUUCCGUAAUGGCAUGCCAGCUAAAAAAGAAUAUAGAGGCCAAAGAUCAGUGGAAGCGUUUUCAGAAUUUAUAAAAAAACAGCUGACCGAUUCAAUUGUGACAUUUGGGUCGCUGAAAGAAUUGCAUGAACUGAGUGAGGAUAAGAGACACAUCAUCGGCUACAUGGAUCGGCGAGACCAGCCUGAAUAUGAGAUGCUGAGAAAAGUGGCAGCUAAUCUUAAAGACGAGUGCCAGUUUCAUGUUGGUUUCGGUGAAGCUUCCCAGCAAAUGCAUCCUCCAGGCCAACCUAUUGUGGUAUUUAGAGCAGAUAAGAAAACUUCCUCUGAACCUGAUGAAACAUACAAGGGUUCUCUGACCAACUUUGAUGAGCUGUAUGCCUGGGUCCAAGCGAAGUGUAUUCCCCUCGUCCGAGAAAUCACUUUCGAAAAUGCUGAGGAGCUUACAGAAGAAGGACUGCCGUUCCUGAUUCUUUUCCACAAUCCAUCCGACACAGAGAGUGUUAAGAAAUACAAAGAGAUCAUCAGUCGAGACCUUGUAAAUGAAAAACAAAACAUCAACUUCCUCACAGCCGACGGUAUUCGCUUCGAGCACCCACUCCACCACUUGGGCAAGUCCGCCUCUGACCUUCCCCUGAUUGCCAUAGACUCGUUCAGACACAUGUACCUGUUCCCCGACUACAAGGAUAUGGAGACGCCUGGCAGACUGUAUCAGUUCUUGCAGGACUUGUACUCUGGAAAGUUGCAUAGAGAAUUCCACUACGGGCCUGACACGCCCGCGGCGGUGUCCGACGUGAAAGUGACCACGCCACCAGAAUCCACGUUCAAGAAACUAGCUCCCUCCAAAAACAGAUACACCCUGCUAAGGGACGAAUUAUAAGGUUAUCCACUGCCUAGUUCAUGCAAUUUUUUAGUAUAAGACGCCACUGACAAAGUAAAUCUUUGCCAAUAUGGUUUAUCUCGUCUCUUCCUUAGUGUUUUCAUAUAUUCCUUUCUCAUUUUGCACUUAAAGAUUUUAUGUUGUUCCCAGAAACAUGCGAACAAAGUUUUGCAGUUCAUUAUUGUUCUGGCGCUAAUUGAUAGCUUCCGUAAAUUUAAAUAUAAUUGGUCGUAGGUUGAGGCGAUUCUGAUAUCAUGCACACCAGUAGGAAAUUUUUAUAAACUAUGUGAUGUUUUGAUAGAAGUAUGUAACAAGAUCAAUUUUAUAUCCAUAAAGUUUAAAGCAUAAACUAAUCUUCCAUGAUAAAAUCUUUCAAUAGCCUUACUGGUGAGUAUUAAUUAAUCUAAAUAAAAUUCACUUAGUCUCAAUUUCUUAAAAUUAUUAUUGGAAAAUAGAAGCAAAUCCAUAGCGACACACUAGAUUUAAGAGAAUACGUCCGAUAAUUUUGCACCGUAUUAUUAAUUAAAUUAAACCGAAUUAUUAUUUUAACUUCAUUUAACAGUUUUGCAUUUGAGUGUAUUUAAUUUACUUUAUUUAUCUGUAAUAUUUUUGGUUACUACUAAUAAUUAAAUUAUUAUGUUUUAUAACGACUAUAUAAUUUAUCUGUGAACAGCAGUUUAUGAUGUGCCCUGCAGUGGUGAAAAAAUUACUUAAAAUAAUAUUAUAAGAUGUGUAAAGUAACUUACUGUCAAGUAUUUAUUAUUAUUUGUAUAAUUCUGAUAUUGGUAACCUUCUUAGUAAUUAUCUCUCAUUUCCUAUUAGACUUUUUUAUCCAUUGUAAAGUGCCUAAAAUAAACGGAAAGUUUAUAGGCAGCAAUAAGAAUAAAUAAUAACAAGUCACUCUUUUUAAAACCACUGGUUUUAUUAAAAACUUAUGAAACAUUUAAUAUACCUAGUACGCAACUAAGUAUUUCCAUUUAGAAAUAUUAGGUUUACUAAUUAUAAUAAUUAUCAAAGAAUUGAUAUGCGUUUAAUAUUUUAUAUAAGCAAUACAUUCGCAACGCCUUAAGAUAAUUUAAUUUACAUACAUUAAUUCAAAAUUAUGUAAUCUCACUUACGGAUUGUUGUAAUUUUUUUUUUCAAAUAGCAUUUAAUCAUCAACUUUAAGAUAUAUUCAUACCAUAAUAGUAUAUACCUAUAAAUAGUAUGUGUAAAACACACAUUUUGUCUUCUACGUUUGAAUUUUUAGUUUUAGUAGUGCUUCUGCUAUAAACUAAUAGUUGUUUUUGUAUUCUAUUUGUUGAUUUAUUGAUAUUGAAAUUUCAUACAUUAGUUUCAUCAUAAAGUUAUUAUGCUAUAUUUAUUUAGAUAUCGAUUAUUCUCUUAAAUUGAUUCGGUAUAAACUUGCGUUCAUUCAAUAUCAUGGUUUGUUUGCAUUUAAUUUGUAACUAAAUAUAGUUCAUCGUUUGCUUUUAAGCGAGGUUCAGACUAGCAAUAAAAUUUGCUGUCACAGUGGCAAAUCUUGCAAAACUUGGCUUGCCACAGCUAUUUACACGGUUGCAAACAGCUUGCAGAAGUCAACUUCUGCAAGUUUUAUUGCUAGUCUAAACCGCGCUUUACAACAAAACUGCGCCAAAGUCGCUCGGCUAUUCGUCAACAAAUGGCGCUAAUUUGUUUAUUUUAAAUGUAAAGCUCGCUGGAUAUUUUUUUUUGUUCUAUGUGGCAUACUAAACAUAGAUAUUAUGCUUAAUGGUGAAAUUAGUGACUUUACGUAUAAAAUUGAAUUAUUAAUGAAAUUCUUGGGUAUCUCAACUAUCAUUGCGAGAUAAAACAUUCCCUGAUCUAAACUGAGUAGUCAUUACUUAUGCGUAUGAUAUGAAAUGGUUGUACAAAUGUAUGUCUAUUGUGACGUGUGUUGUAAUAAAUAAAUUUUUCGAGCCUUAAA
Messenger RNA from Ostrinia nubilalis (European corn borer), 3239 nucleotides. RefSeq names its product endoplasmic reticulum resident protein 44 (gene ERp44). Bases 77 to 1294 code for a protein of 405 amino acids. NCBI's taxonomy places the organism in Eukaryota, Metazoa, Arthropoda, Insecta, Lepidoptera, Crambidae. Gene Ontology annotation, biological process: protein folding. Gene Ontology annotation, molecular function: protein disulfide isomerase activity. Gene Ontology annotation, cellular component: endoplasmic reticulum membrane; endoplasmic reticulum-Golgi intermediate compartment. The record is from RefSeq and is a predicted model, not a curated record. The transcript has 7 exons.